AGUUUUCUGAGGGCGAUAUAGUCAAUUCACUCACACAUUAUCCUCUUUCACUCGCUCAGCGGUCCCUGCGUCUGCCGCGGUUUCAAUUUCGCUAAGAAACUACCUCCAUUGUGGAUAGAGCAAGAAAAUGGCUUCUUCUAUAUCCUCUCUUGCAUUUUCUCUCUCUUCUCUCUCGUUUUCUUCCCAAAUAUCGCAGAAGCCGAACGGCCUGUCCUUUCCUCGCUCAAAAUCUCUGGUAAUUUCCCAUCCCUGCAAUUCCUCCCCACUUGUGGUAUCUGCCUCCGCCGCUACCGGCGUGGAGACGGCGGAGCUUAGGAGCUUCGUGAAAUCGAGGCUUCCUGGUGGCUUCGCUGCGCAAACGCUUAUUGGCACGGGUCGCCGGAAAUCUGCCAUUGCUCGCGUUGUCAUCCAAGAAGGCACUGGCAAAGUUAUAAUCAAUUACCGUGACGCUAAGGAAUACCUUCAAGGAAACCCAUUGUGGCUUCAAUAUGUGAAAGUUCCGUUAGUAACAUUGGGAUAUGAAAGUAGCUACGACGUAUUCGUUAAAGCCGAAGGAGGGGGCCUCUCUGGCCAGGCUCAGGCAAUUUCGCUCGGCAUUGCUCGUGCGUUGCUAAAGGUGAGUGAUGAUCACAGGGCACCUCUAAAGAAAGAAGGGCUUUUGACAAGAGACUCUAGAGUGGUGGAGAGGAAGAAGGCUGGUCUCAAGAAAGCCCGUAAAGCCCCACAAUUCUCCAAGCGUUGAGGUUCUUCCUCCUGUCAAAAUUUCUCUUGAAUGUUUUCCAUAGCCUCCUUCCCUACAUUGUGUGCACAACCCAAAUGUUAUCUUCUACUUGCUUUCCACACUAAUGGAGUGUAUCUAAGAAAUCUGAGGGGAGCUGAGGAUAUGUAUUAAAAAGUCAGUACCCAUAAUUGGUCAUGAUUUUUUUUAGUUAAAACAUAGUUUUAGUCUAUAUAACUUGGCUCUACUAUUAUUUUAGAUUUUCUA
This is a messenger RNA of Momordica charantia (bitter melon), 985 nucleotides long. RefSeq names its product ribosomal protein S9 (gene RPS9). Gene Ontology annotation, biological process: translation. NCBI's taxonomy places the organism in Eukaryota, Viridiplantae, Streptophyta, Magnoliopsida, Cucurbitales, Cucurbitaceae. The record is from RefSeq and is a predicted model, not a curated record. Gene Ontology annotation, molecular function: structural constituent of ribosome; RNA binding. Gene Ontology annotation, cellular component: ribosome; plastid small ribosomal subunit.